Messenger RNA from Labeo rohita (rohu), 946 nucleotides. RefSeq lists its product as uncharacterized. Lineage: Eukaryota; Metazoa; Chordata; Actinopteri; Cypriniformes; Cyprinidae. Bases 19 to 897 code for a protein of 292 amino acids. The record is from RefSeq and is a predicted model, not a curated record. The transcript is spliced from 3 exons.
UUCAUCAUAAACAUUGACAUGUUGAUAUCGAUGGUUCCUGUGCUGCCUGAAGGCCAGCGAUAUGUCCUGACCUACAGAUUCAGCCAGGACCACUUGGAACUCCUGUUUAACUCCAUCAGAGCAUCCGGUGGCUGGAAUAACAACCCCAAUGCCAGCCAGUUUAAGUAUAUAUUUAGAAAGCUGAUGGCCCGGUGCGGAGUUGUGAAGCCAUGCAGAGGCAAUGUUACAGCACAGGAUGAGACUGAGACCCUACCAGCGGUUAUCGACACCUCUACAAGCCUGUCAGCUGUAGAUAUGUCCUCUGCAGCAGGAGGAGAAGAAGAUCUUCCCUCUCCGUUUGCUGACAUUCCUGCAUUGGUACAUGACCACAGUUACCUUCCCGUCCGCUUCAAUGGUCUUGUGGACAAUGCUCUCGUGUACAUUUCAGGAUUUGUUGUGCGAAGGGCUCUGAAGAAGCUGUCCUGUGAUGUCUGCCGUGCCAGCCUGGUGACAGACGCUGCAUCUGCCAUCAAGGACCAGAGUUACCACCUGCUGUCUCUGAAAAACAAUGGAGGCCUGGUGAUUCCCUCAGAGGGAACAGUGAGGGUCGUCAGGGCAGCAGAGUGGGUCAUUCGCCAGGCAUCAGCGAGUUUCAAACGAUCACAGCCCAUCAAACAACUGGAGGUCAUGUACAUUGUACGGAAGAGGAUCGGGUCAGAGGAUGUGUUUGCGCUCGGGGAGCACAUCAGUGAAACACAGUAUGGCAUAGACAGCCACCACCAUACACUGUUGACAUUAGUUGUUUCCCUGUUUUUUAAGCUAAGGCUACACCACAUAGCGAAAUUGACUACACUUAGUUUACAAAGCAACAACAUGCGACAGAAACUCAACAAAUCAGUCCUUUUCAAAGGGCAUUAGUCCAAUGUGGGUCUCUGGUGGGUCUUCCCGUGAGGAUGGACACUGGUUA